AUGGGUGUUUUAGAAAAGAUAAAGGAAAUAGAAGAAGAAAUGGCCAGAACCCAAAAGAAUAAGGCCACAGAAUAUCACUUGGGUUUAUUAAAAGCAAAAUUAGCAAAAUAUCGUACUUAGUUAUUAGAACCAGCUUCCAAGGGUCCUAAGGGUGAAGGUUUCGAAGUUUAGAAAUUUGGUAAUGCUAGAGUAUGUAUGAUUGGUUUCCCUUCCGUCGGUAAAUCUACAUUAUUGAGUUCUAUCACUGAAACUGAAAGUUUAGCUGCUGCUUAUGAAUUCACUACUUUGACUUGUAUUCCUGGUGUAAUUAAUUAUAAUGAUACAAAGAUAUAACUUUUGGAUCUUCCUGGUAUCAUCGAAGGUGCCGCUGAUGGUAGAGGUAGAGGUAGAUAAGUUAUUGCUGUCGCUAAAGCUUCUGAUUUAGUUCUCAUGGUCUUAGACGCUUAAAAAAGUGAGGAACACAAAGCCAAACUCACAUAUGAAUUAGAAAAAGUAGGUAUUCGUCUCAAUCAAGAAAGGCCUGAUAUAACAGUAACUAUAAAUAAAACUGGUGGUGUAAAGCUUAUAUCCACUUGUUAAUUGACAAGAAUCGAUGAAAAGCAAGUCAAAAAUAUUUUUUCAGAAUAUAAAAUUCACAAUGCAACAAUUUUGUGUAGACAAGAUGUCACAAUUGAUGAUAUUAUUGAUUCAAUUGAAGGCAAUCGUAAAUAUGUUCGUUGUCUUUAUGUUUAUAAUAAGAUUGAUACCAUCUCAAUUGAAGAAGUAGAUAUGAUAGCCCGUCAACCUAAUAAUGUCGUUAUUUCUUGUCAUCAAAAGCUUAACUUUGACUAUCUCCUUGAAAAAAUUUGGGAAAAUCUUGGAUUAGUCAGAAUCUACACUAAAAGAAAAGGUUAACCUCCUGAUUUGGGUGAUCCUUUAAUUUUAACUCACGGAAGAAAUGGUUGCACAAUCAAAUCAGCAGUUGAACAAAUUCACAGAGAUUUGAUUAAAGAUUUUGCUCAUGCAACUGUUUGGGGUAGAAGUGCUAAAUUUAUGCCUUAGAAGGUUGGUUUAAAUCAUAUAUUAUGUGAUGAAGAUGUCAUUUAAAUCUAUAAGAAGGCUAAGACUUCCACAAAAGCUAAAGAAUCUAAUAAAUUAGUAAGUGUAACAGAAAAGAAAGAUGUUAAAAAAGAAGCAAAGGACAUGAAAGACCAGAAAGCUAAGGAUAAGAAAAAAUGA
This is a messenger RNA of Tetrahymena thermophila SB210, 1218 nucleotides long. Its product is annotated as developmentally-regulated GTP-binding protein. Gene Ontology annotation, biological process: cytoplasmic translation. Gene Ontology annotation, cellular component: cytoplasm. Lineage: Eukaryota; Ciliophora; Oligohymenophorea; Hymenostomatida; Tetrahymenidae. The transcript is spliced from 2 exons. The record is from RefSeq and is a predicted model, not a curated record. Gene Ontology annotation, molecular function: GTP binding; GTPase activity.